Amorphotheca resinae ATCC 22711 is the source of this 609-nucleotide messenger RNA. RefSeq lists its product as hypothetical. NCBI's taxonomy places the organism in Eukaryota, Fungi, Ascomycota, Leotiomycetes, Helotiales, Amorphothecaceae. The transcript has 3 exons. Bases 1 to 609 code for a protein of 202 amino acids. The record is from RefSeq and is a predicted model, not a curated record.
AUGCGUUUCUCCAUUGUUGCCGCCACCCUUUUGGCCAGCGCCAGCGCUGUUAUUGCCGGCGAGUCCACCGUCUACACCACUGAGGAGGUCACCAUCACCUCGUGCGCUGCUACCGUCACCAACUGCCCCGCCCGCAGCACUGUCGUCAGCACCACCUCUUACCCAGUGAUCCCUACCACCUCUGCCUCCUCUACCCCCGCUGCGGUUAUCACCUACGCCAACACCUCUUCCCCCGUGGCUGCGCCAUCCUCCCCUGUUGCUGCUACCUCAAGCCCCGUUGCUGUCACCUCCUCUGCCGCUGGUGUCACUUCUGCCCCAGCUGUCUCUUCUCCCACCGUCUACACUGUGACCGUCAGCAGCUGCUCCUCAAGCAGCGUGUUUUCCACCGUCACUAUCCCAGCUGCCGCUAGCUCUUCCCCAGCUGCUUCUUCCCCAGUUGCCGCUGUUGUUCCCCCAUACUCAACUGGCUCUGUCGUUCCCCCUGCGUCGAACGUCACCAUCCCAGCUGCCACUGCCUCCCCAUCCCCGAUCACUGCUUCCUCCGCUUCGGGUAUCAAGGCCUCCUUCGGCAUGGCUGCCUUGGCUGCUAUCGUCGCUUUCCUCGCCUAA